GAAUGCGGGAGUAAUCUAGAGCAAGGUCAAGAAACAAGCUCUCACAGAUAGAUGCUGGCUUAGGGUCAUGAAACUGUGUAACAGGUUAAGGAAGGCAGGACUGUGUGGGGGUGUGUGUCCAUCCAUAGGUGAAGCUGCACUUGAUGGAGGAGAAGAAGAGCGCCAAUAAGGGGGCCUAAAAUCUAAAUCAAUGGUUUUUGACCAAUCGGGUAGAAGCACAUCUCUUUUAUAAAUAUGUGUACUUCUAAGUUAGGGGCAUCUCUCUUCCAGAAGUUGGCUACAACAAACAGCUGCAGACUGUGGCUUUCUAACUGGAGAGCAUGAAUUAUUUUUUGCUGUUUGAGGCAAUAAAUGAUUGAAAACUUGGAUUGGGACUGAAACCCUCUUUCACCUUAGAUAAAAAGAAUACGCUACAAAUCUUGGUGACCCGAUGUGAUAUCUGGGAAAAGAGAAAGAAUUGGAUAAGGUUCGCGACUGGAGAUUUUCAGCGGGACCUCGGCGGACCCUUGGAACACUGUUCAUUCAUUCAUCAUCAUAAAUAACUGAAAGGUGAGCAGACAGCCGCUGGAGCCCUCUGCUUUUGAACUCUUCAGGCUCCUCCAUGCCGCCUUUGCUCCUCUUGGUGGAGCUCUGCAAGUCAUUCAGGUAGUUCUGCCUCUUGAAGCAAUGACCUCUGCAGGAGGAGUUAAAGAGCUCCAGCUCUGCUGGUGGAUCAAGCCCAUCCAUGUCAAUUAGGUACCUACAGACCAGGUACCCAAUGUGGUUCACGCCAUAGGUGCAGUGGACUUAAAUCAGCUUGUUGUUGUCCUAGCUCUCAUUCAGGAAGUGCCUCGCUUCCCAUUUGAAGCUCAGGAUGGAGGCAUCAGAGGUGGUCUUUGAUGAAGAUCUUGAUACAAAAGCAGGACAACUGUCGAUCAGUUUGUAGUACCUAAUCGUGAAGGUCCUGGCUCUCCAGGUCACAGACUGUUUAAAAGGCACCUUGAAGGCAUUGAAUCAAGUCCCAGGGAUCCUCUGACCAGCAUAUCCUUCUUCUUUUUCAGAUGGGACAUCUGCCCAGCUAUGAGGUUUAUACUCCCAGCUGAAGCUUUUAGACCUGAAAUCAGUCUCAUUAGCUCCCCUAAAUAAAAUAAAUUUUUUUAAAAAAAAACCCCCAACACUGCUUUGAAUGAAGGUGCAGUUUUAACAUUCAUAUAGUGUGAGCAUCAUGCAGCAUCAUUGGGAACAUUACAAGAAAUCCAGACCUCUCAGAUCACCUGCUUUCUCGCUCAUGUCAGAGGUAAACCUGAAAAGCAGUGCCUCAAACAUGAGUUGUGCUGAGGACAGUGGCAUAAUAUCCACUCCAACAUCCCAUAAUGUCCUUCGAAUAAUCGUCAGCUCUCCAAACAUAAAAAAGGAGUCCAGAGGUUUCUGUUCCCAUAUACUCCCUACUAAUACGAUAUUACAGUUUUUAUUAUUAUAAAUCCAGCUCCAAACUUUUCUGAUUUUUAAAAUCUGGUCGUGAUGUGCGUAUGAAACGUCAUAAUUAUUUUAUUAAAGAUUCUUUAAUAAUCUUUAUUAAAGAUUUUUUUAAAUUUUAUUAAAGAGUAACGGACCAUAACACUGUGCGACAGUUUGGAUGGCGUCUUCUCUAACCUCUAUAUUAAAACCCAGUAUCUGCUUGUUAAUGGAUCUGGUACAUGCAGAAAUUAACAGGAGACGUUGUUAAUUGACAAUAUACCUAGCUUUAUUAUUGAAGCUGUAGAUCUCUGUGAAUUAGUGAAGACAUUUUAAAUUGAGGUGUUUUCGACGAGUUUCGUGAACAGUUACUAUCACGUGAUGCGUUGAAAUUUGAAGCGUUUACACAACACUGGAAAAGAAAAGUGAAAGCUGGACACUUUAAACUGAAAGCUGAAAAUUUUACACGUUAUUUCUCUGUCGGACGUUUCCGUCGGAUUUUAGCUGGUAGCAUAAUAGCAACUGUAGAGUCACAUUCCGGUUCACGCAGGAAAUGAGCGUCCGCCUCCAGUGACGCUUGCCCGGCGAUCCCGGAAGUGUCUCGUCCUGUUUACAUUCUGCUCUUUGUUCGCUGCAAAAUGUCGAAAAAGCGGUCUGAGAGCCGCAGGCUGAAGGCCACCAUCGAGCAGCGGAUGGCGGCGGCAGCUCAGGAGAUCUUUCGGCUGCUCCAUGAACGCAGCCGAGCCGAGCUGCCGGAGCUGCGGGAGCUGCUGGCGGAGCGGCUGUCGGCGGCCAUCGAGCUCAUCCUCACCGCGUUCGAAGAGAGCAGAGCGGUCGAGAGAGGAGCGGCGGACCCCGGAGGGGAGCGCAAAGAGUUGUGUUUGUCAGUUGGCGUCACAAGUCUCUCUGUUGAGAAACAUCUGAAGCCAGGCAACUCGAUAGACAACCAACUGAAAGAGACUCUGCCUGGCACUUCCUCCAGACCACAGACCAUCUCUGAACUGGAUCGCCAGCUGGCCUCUCCAGAUGAUCCAAUGGGAGACGAAGAACAAUGUGAGAAUGACAAGCAGUUGGUGUCUCACCUUUGCAGAGUGUGUGGGAAGUCCUUUGACAGGAAAGGCUUUCUGAUGAAGCACGUGGAGAAGCACUCGAAAGAGGCCGACUGUCUGUGUGGUAUGUGUGGUGAGCGUUUUGAGUCCAGUGAUGGCCUAAUGCUGCAUCUCCAGAUGCACCGUGACAGCACCAGGACAUGCGAUGUCUGCGGCAAGAAGUUUCCCUCAAUCCGAGCUCAGGAGAUGCACAUGAGGAUGCACACUGGAGAGAAACCCUUCAGCUGUGUUGUCUGCGGGAAAGGCUUCAAUCAGAAGGGCAACAUGGUAACCCACAUGAGGAUCCACACGGCAGAGAAGCCAUUCACCUGCAAUGUCUGCCACAAAGAGUUCAGCCAAGGCAGCUCGCUUGAACGACACAUGAAAGCUCACGACGGACAGACACCGUUCAGCUGCAGCUUUUGCGGAAAAGAAUUUCCAAAGAGUGCUGAGCUGAGGCGACACAUCCGGAGCCAUGGAUCAGAUGAGCAAACGGCCAUCAGUAGCCGGCACAGAAAACCCAGUCUGACCCCUUCGCACUGCUGCAAGGUCUGCAGCAACGCGUUUCACAACAAAGGAAACUUUGUGAGGCAUGCAGAGACUCAUCUAAACCACCCUGAUUGUCUCUGUGGCAUCUGUGGAGAGCGUGCAGAGUCCUCUGAGAGUUUGCAGCUGCACAUCCAGAGUCACAGAGAAACAAGCCGGAUCUGCGACAUCUGUGGCAUAAGCUUCAGAGACAUGGAGAUACACAUGAGGACACACACGGGCCAGAAACCAUUUAGGUGCAAAGACUGCGGGAAGGACUUCCCCAGAAAGGGAUCGCUGGAGAGACACAUGAAGCUGCAUGCUGGUGAGCGGCCGUUCAUCUGCGAGUUCUGUGGGAAGACUUUCAUAGAAAACACAGUCCUAAAGAGGCACAUCAAGAGCCACAUUGGAGGGAAACCACGAAUAUACUCCUGUGAGGUCUGUGGCAAGAAGUUCACCAUGAGCCAACACCUGGAUGUUCACAAGAGGAUCCACACCGGGGAGAAGCCAUACACCUGCAGGGUGUGUGGGAAGAACUUCAGGCAGAUCGGAAACCUGGACUCUCACAUGAGGAUCCACACGGGCGAGAAGCCAUUUAUCUGUAGCCUCUGUGGGAAGAGGUUUCGCCAAAAAAUCUCACUGGAGACACACGAGAGGUUCCACAAGAAGGAGAAACCCUACAGCUGCCAGCUCUGCAAUAAGGGCUUCGUACAGAAGAUCGACCUGAAGAGACACAUGCUAACGCACACUGGGGAAAAACCCUACAGCUGCCAGGAGUGUGGGAAGAGGUACCAGGAGAAACGCUCAGUGGAGUCACACAUGAAGGUCCACAGGGGAGAGCAGUCUGUCAAAGACUGUCAAAGACAGGAAGGAGUUCAGCCUGACUUCAUCCAGCUGUGAGCUGCAGACACAACUCCUGUUAAGACCUCAGUUUGAGAAGCUGUUGCUUCAUGAACAUGUUGAAGUAUAUUUAUGUUCCCAUAUCUUCAGAGAUGAUAUAGACAGAGUCACAGCUGGACAGAAUUGAAAUUACCAUAAAGGUCUGAGCUUCCUGUCAGACAGUGUGGCUGCUUCUAUGCAGAAAUGUUUGACUUUUUUAAUUAAAACUACACAAGUCAAGUUUUUAGAUUCUAGUCUAUCACUUUUAAAUUGGCUGAAUAAAAUGUGUAAAACUCAGGACAAGGAAGCUUCACAAGAGAAAGCACGCCUAAAAGAAGUAUCCCUCAGGGGGCGGCACUUUCUGAUAGUCUAGGAACAGCAAGGGUGGAGGCUCAAAACCUUCGAGCUAAAACUUUGAAACAGAGUUAAUGCAUUAAGAAAAUUAGUUAAUAAUCUGUAAUUUUUACAAAUGAAGUAUUCUGGGAGCUCAACAGAUAAAAAUAGCUUCUAGUUUUCUGUGUUUUUAACAACUGAGUUUUUCUCAUAUUAUUUCUUGGUGUUUAUGGAGCAACAUAAUAAUCAUAUAAGGAUGCUGGUAAACAGGUUGAUUGUCCACAGCUACAAAUCUUAAAAAUGAAAUAAAAAAGUCUAUUUUGGAUUUGA
Molecule: messenger RNA, 4589 nt
Organism: Oreochromis aureus
Lineage: Eukaryota; Metazoa; Chordata; Actinopteri; Cichliformes; Cichlidae
Product: gastrula zinc finger protein XlCGF57.1-like
Exons: 2
Coding region: 2073-3947 (624 amino acids)
Biological process (GO): regulation of DNA-templated transcription
Molecular function (GO): DNA-binding transcription factor activity, RNA polymerase II-specific; RNA polymerase II cis-regulatory region sequence-specific DNA binding
Source: RefSeq, a predicted model, not a curated record